Molecule: messenger RNA, 2581 nt
Organism: Hypoxylon fragiforme
Lineage: Eukaryota; Fungi; Ascomycota; Sordariomycetes; Xylariales; Hypoxylaceae
Exons: 2
Coding region: 1-2142 (713 amino acids)
Biological process (GO): regulation of DNA-templated transcription
Molecular function (GO): RNA polymerase II cis-regulatory region sequence-specific DNA binding; DNA-binding transcription factor activity, RNA polymerase II-specific
Source: RefSeq, a predicted model, not a curated record
AUGGAUCAACAAGCAAUCCAUCCCGUAGGGUCGGCUCGUGGACGCUCACCGUCUGCGGGAAACCCACAGCCUCAUAUAAGAAAUAGUCAUUCUCCUUCGCCUCAUCCAUAUCAGUCCCCGGAACCAUCUAUCGGCCUCGGCAUUGCUUUAGACUCCUCGUCAGCAGUUAAUCCUCAGUUCACCACCUCUGAUUAUAACCCCUACGAUAACAACAACGCUAAUAAUCGAUUCCUGAAUACCUCUCAGCCACAGCCCUACGACCAACAAGGUAUUGUCGACCCAUCAUCCUUCGACCUUGACCAGGACUUCUCUCAAUCGCUCACAUCGCAAUCUCAAGCCGCAUUCGCGCAGAAUCUUUUGAGCCCCGACUUCAGCGGUAGCGGCGACUUCUCGCUUUUUCCAUCUAGCACCCAAGCCGAUCAAUUCAACACGCCUUUGUUUGGUGAUCUAACUCAAGCUAAUGUGCAAUCUCUCGACCCGAGUGAUCUCACCAACAUGACGUCCCCGCAAACCCACCACUCGCCUACUCCACCCCAUCUUCUGAAGCCAGAACCCGGCUCGGCGCAUCACUCGCCAUCUUUCAAUCAACAUCAGUUUACCUCGCCCGGCCAUUCAAGACAUGCGUCGCUAGGGCCGGAGGCUGCCUUCAUACCAGGACAAUUAGAUUGGAGCCAGCCGCAGUUCCAGAGGCAUCGCAGGACACCGUCGGAAUACUCUGAUGUAUCUUCCAAUGCGGCAUCCCCACAUCUCACGGGCCACGAUGGCUUUGAGCACGUGCAUGGCCACUCGCCUAUGCAACGACCUCAAGAUUUCUAUGACGGGGUGGUUGGGUUGGGUAACUUUAGCAUAACAGACCCUAACCAGCCCAGUCGCAGCCCAUCGCAUAGUCCAGCUAUUUCCCCUCGGAUACAUCCUCAGCAGAUGCCUGAGCAAAAUUCAGGCAUGAUGCUAAAUACUGGGUACCCUAACCCUCAAAUGGGCUAUUCGGAAGAAUUCCCGUCUCUACCUCAAGAAGGGGUAAUAGACCCUCAAAUAACUCAACCUAUGGCGCCACCAUCCAUCAACAUCGAUUUUGCGCCAACCAAUUCGAGGCAGAACAGCUUCGAACCCCCCAAACCGCCCAUGGACGCGCAGUCUUUGACGCCUCCCGACAGGGGCCGCCCGAGAUCCCGUCCACGAGCAGUUACGGACCCAUAUAACAGCGGAGGGGGUGCUCUCUCCCGUUCCAACACCCCUGGAAGUCUGUCGCCACAUCUCGGCGCGGACUUAGCUAACCGUAGUCGCUCCGGCUCCGAGUCAUCUUCGCGUUCGUUAUCGCCUGGUGAUAGGUCCGGCAGUGCUAAUGCUGUCUCGAGGAGACGUCAAUCUAUGUCUGCAGUCCCCAAUAAUGUUAUUGCGCUCCGUCUAGCAGACCCCGAUUAUCAAGCUGCUCAAGACAACGGAAAUAGUAAGAGGGUUCAAAAGCAUCCCGCGACAUUCCAAUGCACGCUCUGCCCUAAACGAUUUACUCGAGCGUACAACCUACGUUCUCAUCUACGUACGCACACCGAUGAGAGACCUUUUGUAUGCACAGUUUGCGGAAAGGCAUUUGCCAGGCAACACGAUCGAAAACGACACGAAGGCCUCCACUCGGGUGAAAAGAAAUUUGUUUGCAAGGGAGAACUCAAAGCUGGUGGCCAGUGGGGCUGUGGGAGACGCUUUGCCCGAGCAGAUGCGCUGGGACGCCAUUUCCGAUCAGAAGCCGGAAGAAUAUGUAUAAAGCCUUUGCUAGACGAGGAGAUGAUUGAGAGGCAACGAAUCUGGCAAGAACAGCGUAUGCAAAGUAUGGCGCAAAGUAUGGGCCCACCACCAACGGUUAUGGACCCCAACAUGUAUCCAGGAAUGGAUGCGGGUGGUUACGCGUUGCCUGCAGCUCUGUUAGCCCAAUACCCGGCAUUGGCGCAGAUGAAUUGGUCUCCGAACGACAUGAACAAUGUGGAAGACGAGCUCAGUGGUCGCUCCAGCUUCGAUGCUUCGGACUACGACGAUGGCGACGAUACAGGCUACGUCAGCGGGCCUGGAUCCGGAUUUGGCGAAGGCGGCAUGCAGCAAAAUUUUGGCGAGUCAAUAGGAUACGCUAGCGACUACGGCGGCGGCAAUUAGAGGUUGUCCCCUCCCCUCCCACGAGCAUUGCUCUACGUUUUUUGGAAAGUGAUGGAAUUAAUAUUCAUUUGAACGGACACUUGCACGACCAGAAGUUCGAAUACGCGAACUUUGGUACUUAGCGGAAUGAUUUUAUGACAAAUUUAACUUUAUAUAUCGAGGAUACUACCCCUUCUUAGAUGGCAUGAUAGAUACCAACAUUGGCGUUUUAGUUCCUUUGUUUUCAAAAUUUACAGACAUUUAUCUUAUAACAAUGCCCAGCAAUUCAUAAGUUGAGACUUGAGGAUAUCUAUAGAUACCUGACCUUAGGUUACAUGAAUACCGACCAGCUGCUACCUGUAAUGUUAUAAGCUAAGAACGGCUAUCCACAUAUUUUAUACUUAGGAGCUAUACAGGAAACAUUUCAGUCGAUGAUGGGAUAUGUUGUUGCAUAUCUAGG